Prosopis cineraria is the source of this 789-nucleotide messenger RNA. Its product is annotated as nucleobase-ascorbate transporter 12-like. The transcript has 2 exons. Gene Ontology annotation, cellular component: plasma membrane. The record is from RefSeq and is a predicted model, not a curated record. Gene Ontology annotation, molecular function: transporter activity. The coding region runs from base 3 to 440 and encodes 145 amino acids. Lineage: Eukaryota; Viridiplantae; Streptophyta; Magnoliopsida; Fabales; Fabaceae.
CAAUGCUUACAGCAUUAGGAUUGUCAAAUCUACGGUAUAGUGAGGCUGGAAGCUCUCGCAAUAUCAUUAUAGUUGGGUUAUCGUUGUUUUUUCUCUUUCCAUCCCUGCCUACUUCCAGCAAUAUGGCAUAUCUCCCAUUCCAACUUGUCUGUGCCAAGUUAUUUUCAACCCUACGUUGUGGCUUCUCAUGGGCCUUUCCACACCAAAUAUGGAGGGUUCAAUUAUGUCCUGAAUACACUCUUUGCAUUACACAUGGUGGUAGCAUUUGUUGUAGCUGUUGUCCUGGACAAUACGUGCCUGGCAGUAAGCAGGAACGCGGGGUCUAUGUGUGGUCGGAAGCCGAGGCUGCUAGAAGGGAGCCUGCCGUCAUGAAAGACUAUGAGUUGCCCUUUAGAGUUGGCCGAGAGUUUUCAAGGUGGGUGAAAUGUGUGGGGCUAUGAAGGAAGGGCAUCGCUACAUUUCUCAUUUGUGUCCAAGGAGCAGGUUUCGAAUGUGGGGGUUUUUGUUCUCAAGCAAAAGGAUAGCAAGUUUUGUGGAAACAUCUCAUAGACGAUGAGACACAUCUUGGUAAUAGUGUCUCGUUAUAGAUACUUUAUAUGUAGAUUGAGGAUCCUGAGGAUCUGUUUGUGUUGUAAUUUAUUAGAUUAUGAUUAACCAUGUAUGUAGUCUUGAUUCAUUCGAAAUGUCCAGGUGGAUUCUUUCUUGCUUUAAAGGCGGGCUUUGGCAAAUCAUCCUGGUUAUGUAUAUAGACACACAUUUUUUUCUUGUUGGGUCUUCGAUUCAACUUCA